Messenger RNA from Ictalurus furcatus (blue catfish), 1300 nucleotides. RefSeq lists its product as uncharacterized. Bases 1 to 798 code for a protein of 265 amino acids. Lineage: Eukaryota; Metazoa; Chordata; Actinopteri; Siluriformes; Ictaluridae. The record is from RefSeq and is a predicted model, not a curated record. The transcript has 7 exons.
AUGAAAAACCUGACAAAGAAAGACUCUGGAGAAUAUCAACUUAGAUUCCUUACUAAUGAUGGUGAAGGAUUCAUUGGUAGACCUGGAGUGAUUCUGAGUGUUACAGAUCUGCAGGUAAGAGCGAGUCACUCUGCAGUGGCAUCAGAAGGACAGACUACAGUAACGCUGAGCUGCAUCACCUCCUGCUAUCUGUCUAACAACCCCACUUACAUGUGGUACAAGAACGGACAGCCUGUUACUGACAAACUCACCAAACACAACAAGCUCUACCUGAACUCCAGUGAAGAUGCAGGAACCUACUCCUGUGCUGUGAGAGGACGUGAGGAUCUCCGCUCUCCUGAACUAACUGUAACAUGGUCAGAUAAUUACACAGUGUUAAAGGUCAUCAUGGUGGGCCUGGCUGUCUUCCUGGCAGUAACACUCCUCUCAGGAGCUCUGUGGAUGUGGAAGAGGAAGUCGAGCUCAGCUAAUGGCCACAGCAGCACUGGUGAGAGUGGACAGCGUCACUCUCCUGCUGUUUAUGAAAAUGUCUCAGCCUCAGACCGCAGUGGAAGAGUCGCCUCAGAUGAUCAGGAUGACAUUCACUAUGCCAGUGUUGUAUUUAAAAACUCCCACACACAGGAAGUGUCUCCGUCACCCAGACUUCCUCCAGACACCACAGAGGAAGAGGAUGUUCAGUACGCUGCUGUGAACGUUAGCAGGAGCACUGCUGCCAUCCAGCUUGUAGCAGACGAAACGGCUGAUGAUCCAUCUCAGCUGUACAGCAAGAUCCAGAAUCUCCCCACUUCAGCAGUGUAGCCCAUCAUUAGUCCUGUGAUCCUGGGAUCUAAAAGCUAAAGAGGUAGCACUUCAGGUCCGAACUCUGCUUCCCAGAAUACAUCGUGGCCUACUAAGCUGGCCGCUACGAGCUACACUUCCCAGAAACCAUGGCAGCUAACCUGCGCUCAAUCAUCGGACUUCAAAUCACAGACACUCAAGCAAACCCUAUAAAAGAUAAUCCAAUUCAUGAUAUCUCUGUGAAGAAAACACUCAGUCUGUGCCAUACAUCUUUACCAAGGUCUUUUGUAUGGAGUUGUUGUUUUGGUUGUAGGAUAAUUGCCUGUUUUUUGAUUCACAAGUUUGUUUUUGCCUAACCCACUCUGUUUGCUCAAUGUCUCACCCAUACCUGUGUUUUGACCUUGCCUUGUUCUUGCCUGAUGAUUUGGAUUUCACCGCAUUAUCUUUAUUAAAGUGUUGAACUGCAUUUGCGUCUGUCUCUAAUCACCUUUUGUGAGAGAUUACUUUGCCUAAACAUGGAUGC